Molecule: messenger RNA, 3337 nt
Organism: Clarias gariepinus (North African catfish)
Lineage: Eukaryota; Metazoa; Chordata; Actinopteri; Siluriformes; Clariidae
Product: E3 ubiquitin-protein ligase SMURF2-like
Exons: 20
Coding region: 415-2694 (759 amino acids)
Biological process (GO): ubiquitin-dependent protein catabolic process; negative regulation of BMP signaling pathway
Molecular function (GO): protein binding; ubiquitin protein ligase activity
Source: RefSeq, a predicted model, not a curated record
AGUGCCCUACGCGUCUAUUUGGAAUCCUGCCCCGGGUUAAAUAGAUUUUUUUUUGCCUGUCCGUAACUUAGACUCCGAGCGAAAAUAAAACUGGUUUGUCCAAGGAGAGCGGUUAUUUCCCAUUGAGCGGGAUUAAAUAACACUUCCACAAGAUUUAGUGUUGACGGGCUGGUCGUAUGUUUUGUUUUUUAUUUAGUUUUUACAUGCUAUGAUGCGAAACGCGGAUUUUGCGGGAAAAUUGCUGGAAAGUUAGAUGUGAUUGUUGAUGUGCUUAUGUGUUAAAAAGCCAUCCGGAGACAGUAAUGCUGCGUCCUCAAACAAGCUUUUAGGAGAAGUUUUUGGUUUUCUGUAGUCAGGUAAAUAACUGGGCAGAAAAUAAGUUUGAUAUAAACGUCAAGCUGGAAUAUAAAGGGAAUGUCUAAUCAAGGAAGCAGGAGAAAUGGUCCAGUGAAACUGCGGCUCACAGUUCUCUGUGCGAAGAACUUGUCAAAGAAGGACUUUUUCAGACUGCCAGACCCCUUUGCUAAAGUUGUGGUGGAUGGUUCAGGUCAGUGCCACUCGACAGACACCGUCAGGAAUACACUGGACCCCAAGUGGAACCAGCAUUAUGACCUUUAUAUUGGGAAGCUGGACUCGAUCACCAUCAGCGUCUGGAAUCAUAAGAAGAUCCAUAAGAAGCAGGGAGCAGGCUUUCUGGGCUGUGUGCGUCUCCUCUCCAAUGUCAUCAACCGCCUCAAAGACACUGGCUAUCAGAAGUUGGACCUGAACAAGCUCGGCCCGAACAAUAAUGACACCAUCAAAGGGCAGAUAGUAGUAAGCUUGCAGUCGACAGACAGGAUAGGAACGGGAGGCCCCUUGGUGGACUGCAGCCGUCUGUUUGAUAACGACUUACCGGAUGGCUGGGAGGAGAGAAGAACUGCAACAGGCAGAAUUCAGUAUCUCAAUCACAUCACACGAACAACACAGUGGGAAAGACCAACCAGGCCCGCCUCGGAGUACGCGAGCCCCGGUCGGCCCCUCAGCUGUCUGUUGGACGAGAACACACCCAUCCUAAAUUCUAAUGCCGCCUCAGGUGUCUCACACACCAACUCCAGAGCUCAGGAGAGACACGUCCGCUCACAGAGGCACAGGAACUACAUGAGCAGAACCCACUUACACACACCUGCUGAUCUCCCUGAAGGAUAUGAGCAGAGAACCACACAACAGGGCCAGGUCUACUUCCUUCACACACAGACUGGAGUGAGCACGUGGCAUGACCCACGUGUGCCCAGGGAUCUCAGCAAUGUGAACUGUGAGGAGCUCGGGCCGCUCCCAUCAGGAUGGGAGAUUCGAAACACAGCAACUGGCCGAGUGUACUUCGUGGACCACAACAACAGGACCACGCAGUUCACAGACCCACGUCUGUCAGCCAACCUGCACAUAGUGCUCAAUCCAAAUGGAUCUCGUGGUAUGGAGAAUCCAAACGUCAGUCGUGCCCCACAGCCGAAGGAACAGCCUGUGUUGUGUAAUCUCCCCGAGGAGGCUGAAGAGUGUUUAGCUGCUCCUAAGUACAAGCGGGAUCUGGUGCACAAGCUGAAGGUGUUGAGGCAGGAGUUGUCUCAGCAGCAACCACAAGCUGGCCACUGUCGCAUCGAGCUCUGUAGAGAUGAGAUCUUUGAGGAGUCGUAUCGGCAGGUCAUGAAGAUGAGGCAGAAGGACCUGUGGAAGAGGCUAAUGGUGAAGUUCAGAGGAGAGGAGGGGCUUGAUUAUGGAGGUGUGGCCAGAGAAUGGCUGUACCUGCUAUCCCAUGAGAUGCUGAACCCAUACUACGGUCUGUUCCAAUACUCACGUGAUGACAUCUACACGCUUCAGAUCAACCCCGAUUCUGCCGUCAACCCAGAGCACCUGUCAUAUUUUCACUUUGUGGGCCGGAUCAUGGGCAUGGCGGUGUUUCAUGGCCAUUAUAUCGACGGAGGCUUCACUUUGCCCUUUUACAAACAGUUACUAGGUAAAUCCAUCACACUCGACGACAUGGAGGCCGUGGACCCCGACUUACACAACAGCCUCGUCUGGAUCCUGGAAAAUGACACCACAGGUGUACUGGACCACACGUUCUGCGUGGAGCACAACGCAUACGGGCAGAUCAUCCAGCACGAGCUUAAACCAAACGGCAAGAACAUCCCUGUCAGUGAAGAGAACAAGAAAGAGUAUGUCAGGCUGUAUGUGAACUGGCGCUUCCUCCACGGGAUCGAAGCUCAGUUCCUGGCUCUGCAGAAAGGCUUCAACGAGGUCAUACCACAGCACCUACUCAAGGCCUUCGACGAGAAGGAGCUGGAGUUAAUCGUGUGUGGCCUGGGGAAGAUCGACAUCCACGACUGGAGGGCAAACACGCGCCUGAAGCAUUGCACAGCUGACAGCAGCGUGGUGAAGUGGUUCUGGAAAGCCGUGGAGACGUUCGACGAGGAACGGAGAGCCAGGCUCCUGCAGUUCGUCACCGGCUCAUCUCGAGUGCCUCUGCAAGGCUUCAAGGCUUUACAAGGUGCUGCAGGGCCCAGACAGUUCACUAUCCAGCAAAUCGAUGCCAACACCAACAACUUGCCUAAAGCUCACACGUGUUUCAAUCGCAUCGACGUUCCUCCGUACGAGAACUACGACAAGCUCUACGACAAGCUGCUGACGGCUAUCGAGGAGACCUGCGGCUUUGCAGUCGAAUGAGGAUCCCACACACACACACCCACUCCCCCACAAAACACACACACACACACAGAGCUGCCAUCAGGAAUCCAGAGAGUCCAACAUUGGCGUGAUGUCACUGCAAGCGCCAAGAUUAUUAUGUGACAAAUACAGAAGGAAGAGGGAACGAAUGGAAGCAAAUGGUUACACUUUUUUUAGUUAUCUGUCAUGCUUUUUUUCCCAAUCUUUUUUAAUUGUUUUUUUUUUUCUUCUCUCAGCUGCUAUCAUCAGAUUUAGAAGAAGUAAUUAUGUUUAGUCGAGAAGUUUUCUUUUAAUUUUAGUGAAUAAGGUGAGACUUCUUUGUGCAUCUCCUGUUUAAUAUACAGUCUGUAAUGAAGGCAGGGUAACAUUUUCACCUCCGCCGUGGACGUCUUCCAGACAACAGCAUUGCUCAGGCUUGUUACAAAAUGUUUUUUUUUUCUUUGCGAAUGUAAUGAGAGGAUGAAAGUAAUAAAAUACUGAACUGUGCAGUCUUUUGACUGUAGACAUGCACAUUUAGUGCUGUAGCGGGUGUUCUGUUAGCACCAACAUCUUUAGCUCCAUAAUAUAAUGCGAUGUUUUUCGAUUUAUAAAUUCUGCCUAUAAGAUUUACUGUUACAGGAAUUGAAAUAAAAAUCAAACAAAU